Molecule: messenger RNA, 4981 nt
Organism: Scophthalmus maximus (turbot)
Lineage: Eukaryota; Metazoa; Chordata; Actinopteri; Pleuronectiformes; Scophthalmidae
Gene: bod1l1
Product: biorientation of chromosomes in cell division 1-like 1
Exons: 27
Coding region: 146-4981 (1611 amino acids)
Source: RefSeq, a predicted model, not a curated record
CUUCUUCUUCCGUGUCAAACCCGCUUCGAACUUCAUGAACCACCACAACAGAGAGAAGUCCUGUGUCCAAGUCGCAUUCUGCCCCAUGUUUUAUCAGUAAUAUCACAUUUAAUCACUGAACAUCUAGAGCCAACUACGCCGGGACAUGGCUGGUUUGCCGCCGGGAGACCCGCAGCUCGUCUCGAUGAUCGUCAAUCAUUUGAAAACACAGGGGCUCUUCGACCAGUUCAGGAGGGACUGCCUGGCAGACGUCGACACGAAGCCAGCUUACUUGAACCUGAAACAGAGAGUGGACAACUUUGUCUCCAAUCACCUCUCUAAUCACACAUGGAGCCCACAUUUGAACAAGAACCAGCUGAGAAACAACAUCCGACAGCUCGUGCUACAAUCUGGGAUGCUGGAGCAGGGGGUGGACAGGAUCGUGGCCCAGGUGGUGGAUCCCAAAAUCAACCACAUCUUCAGGCCACAAGUGGAGAGGGUGGUGCGUGAAUUUCUGUCGCCUGGCAGCUGCUCUGAGGAGCCACUGGCCCCGUCACCUUUAGCAGAGACCCAUCCAGACAUCAGCAUUCCUGAGCAGGCCUCGUCGUCUGCUCCGACUACCGCUGCAGCCAGCGACGCCAUGUCCAUCCUGGAAACAAUAACUUCUCUCAAUCAGGAGGCGAGUGUCAGGGCCAGCUCAGGCACCGAGAAAGGACGUAAAGGCCAAGCUUCAGAUGAGGCCAUGCAGCUAGUGGAGGAGAGCGACCAGGAUAUGAGUAUUUCCGAGGAUGGAGACAGCCAGCAUGAUGGGAGAACCCUGGAGGAGGCAGAGGAAGCAAAGGUGGCAUCUGAUAUCCAGGUGCUGGAAGUGAAGACCGAGGACAUCCAGGAGCAGAUGGAUGUGGGAAAAGAGGGGCUAAUAGAAGAGGUGAAGAUGGAGGAUGAGGAGUCAGGUGCUCAGGAGCAGACAGAGGAGGAGAGAGACAAUGCUACCAGCCGAAUGACUGGAAAACCUUCAGAGGAGAAGCAGGACGAUGAGCCCCUGAAAUCCACCAAGCAGAAAGCCAGAGAGAGGAUAAAGGAAGAAUACUCUUUGGAGGACUCUGACCUGGACGGCCUGAGCGACAUCACAGUGAGCUCUGUUCACACCAGUGACCUGUCGUCAUUUGAGGAGGAAAGUGAAGAUGAGGAGCUGCUGUCUGACUCAUCGGAAGAAGGGGAGCUUCCAUCUGAUGAUCAAGGUGAGAGUGACGAGAAGAAACAGGCCAGUGGAGAUGCAGGAGAGGAGGAGCGCAAGCCUCGUCGCAAGGCCUACGUUCACAAGCCAUUCCUCUACUCCCGUUACUAUAGUGACUCGGAUGAUGAAAUCACUGUGGAGGAACGACGGAGAUCUGCGGCAAAGGACAAAGAGGAGAGGCUGCUCAAGAGACAGCAGAACCGAGAACGAAUGGAAGAAAAGCGUAAACAGAAAGCGGCGCAGGCUGAAGAACAAGAUCGCAAAAGACAAAAGGGCGGAGACUCUGCUGGUGUGGACCGGCCCAGGGCCAAAGAGGCUCGCAAAGAAAGGAAAGUUCUGGAGAAGAAAAUGGCUCUCAACAGGAAGAGGAAACUAGACUCGAGGAAAGAGGGAGAUGUUAUAAGACGGAAGAAAGGAGACGCAGGAGGAGAGGUAUCCAAGAAAGUGGAUGCAAAAUCUGCAACCUCAAAGACUCCACAACCAAAAUUGAUAAGAAAUCUGUCAGAAUCUGCAUCAUCUGACGAGAGGCACAGAAGGACGAGCGGCAGCGUUUCAGAAGAUUCCAGUGAAUCCAAAAAGCUUUCUGACAAAGGCCGGACACACUCCUUCAUCUUGGAGUUGGAGCAAGGUUCUCAAGAGGCUCUUAAACAACGUUCAGUUGGAAAAUUUGAUCGCCUGUCGCGUAAAGAAAUUCACUCUAAGGAACGCAAAGAGAAAGAGCGCAGCCUGUCGGAUGAACCUGCCAAACUCAAGCAAAAGCAGGAGAAGAAAUCCGAACAUCUGGCAGAUGAAUCUCAGCACAAGGACGGUGUUAAAGUGUCCUCUGAAGAGAAAGGUGAGAAGAAGCCCAAGAUUAAAAGUGAGAAGAAAAUGACAGGAAGCACAAGAGAAGGAAAGGCGUCUGUGCCUGAAGGUGUAGCUGACGAUGCAAAGAAGGUCAAAGCUCCAACCACCGAGGCUAUCAAAGCAGAGAAGGACAAGGACAAACAGAAAGACAAACGGGAAAAGGAUAAAGAUAAGAGCAAGGAGAAGGAAAAGGCUAAAGGAGAGAAAACUUCAGCUAAAAGUGAUUUCAAGCAGCUUCUGCGCCCCGACUCUGCUGGUUCCUCUGAGGAUCGGUCUGACAUGGAGCCUGGGUCAGACGGCAGCAAGAAGAAAGAUAAACACUCCAAGGAAGUCCUGAAAAGGUCAAAGAGCCACACUGAGGACAAGCUAGGAGAAAAACCCAAAUCUACAACGGAUAGUGAGAAGGAGAAGACAAAACCAGAUCCAGACAGCCAGAAGUCAAACAAGUCUAGCUCUGAAACAGACAAAGACCCCAAAAGAGUCAAGACAGCCGAUAAAGGAAGAAUCGUGGAAAAAUCGAAAUCGAAAUCCAAAGAGGAAACAAAGACUCCAUUGUCAUCAAAGGCCGAUAAGAAAGUUCAGAAUUUAGAAGUCAAAAGUGCAGCGGGUGCAUCUAUCAGCAAACCUGAGGCAACAAAGGAGAGGAAAAAAGAUGGAAAUGCAAAGGAACAGCGGAAAGCCUCUGAAGAACCUUCACAGGAGAAAUCAGAAAUUAGGAGUGCAAAGAAAAAAACAGAGAAGAAGGAUAAAGUCCCAGAGAAGAAAGACGACAGCCAAGAAGAGAGGAAAGCCCCCAGAGACGACAAACUGGAAAAGUCUGAUAAAUCCUCCAUGUCUUCUGUUUCCUCUGUGAGUCUUGAGGCGGAAGAGCCACCGAAGAAGCAAUCUCUUCUCCAAGACACAAGCACAGACUCUGAGCCCGUCACCACCACUGUCACCGCCUCGUUCUCAGACGACACCUGCGACGCUCUAAGUGACAUCACCCCCGAGCCGCCCGAAGGAGAAACGGAGUCACGCCUCGGGGACAUCCCCGCUGUGCCGGCCGAGGCCGACGCUCUGCUGACUCUCAUGGACGUUUGUACGUCGGUAGAGGCGAGACUUCCGCCCGAGAGCGUUCAAGAGGAGGCGUCCUCUGAGAUGGCGCUUCAGGACGCUGAUAUGAAGAUGAAAGAGGCGGCUCUGACUCUGCUCUCCAUGGAUCCUGAAAGUACAAUGGCCUCCAGGUUAAUAAGUCCAGAUGCAAAGGAAGAACCAGAGGUGAGCCCUCCUGCCCAGCAACCCAUGGAAACAACUGCAUCUGAAGAGGAAGAGAAGCAAACUCCCACAGAUGAGCAAACAGCUGCUGCAACUGAGUUCACAGCCACUGAGAUGUCACCAGCUCCGUCACAACCAACGGCCGAGCUUGUAGAUGAAAAACCAAAUGGUGCAGAUGAAUCUGAAAACCCGGAGAAAGAAAUGGACGCAUCAAAGGUUGAAAGUUCUGAGAGUCUUGCUCCACAGGAGGAUGACCCCACCUCAAAUGAACCUCAGGCUGCUUUGAACGAGGAAGAAGCCAACAUGGCAGAAAUGACUUCAGAUGAGCCAGAUGAGGAAAAGGCGGCACCAGCAGCUCACACAGAAGCUGCGGUUGCUGUCGUGUCUGAGAACGAGGAGAUCAGAGGAAAUGGAGAAGAAACCGCUGAACAAGUCUCUGAACAAGUCUCUGAACAAGUCUCUGAACAAGUCUCUGAAACCUUCAGUAAACAAGAUCAAAGUAAGCCAGAUGUUUCAGACACAAAGUUGUGCCCAGAGGCAGCGGAACAGGAAGCUGAGGAGAACCAGGCCAAGAUGGACAUACACGACAGUGAAUCUGAGAGUAAGAAACAGGAGGAAGAAAACGUUGCAGCUGAGAAGAGUGAUCCCCAAACUAUGGAAACUGAUGUUCCAGAGAAGACGGAGGAGAGCACACAAAGUGAACCUGAGCGACCGUCCAAACUAGUCAAACAAAUCAGCAACAUCUCCAGCACAGACAGCCAGGAGGAUGAGAAAGGAUCAGACCUGUCUGAAAAGGAAGAGAAGACGGGGGGAAGAGGAAGACGUAAAAGAAAACUGUCCAGUCAGAAAGUUGCGUCCGUGAAAGAAUCUGGGGAUGAGAAGGAUGAAAAGGAAAGUAAGGAUCAACCAUCUGUUGAGGAAAGUGAGCAGGAGAAGGUUGUCGAGGUCAAAACACCUCGCAGGGGACGAUCAUCCCGAUCAGCCGAGGAGACGGAGAAGGAGACGGAGAAGGAGACAGAGAAGGAGACAGAGACGGAGAAGGAGAAGGAGACGGAGACGGAGACGGAGGCGGAGAUGGAGAAGGAGGACAAGGAGAAGGAGAGGGAGACGGAGAAAGAACUGAAUAUGAAAGUGCACCACAGGAAAGUGGUCAAGGGGAAAGUCAGCUCCUUCUGCCGACUCCUGUUCCAGAGGACGGUGGUGAUGCAGAGAACUCUGACUCCAAAGAGACCGCUGACAUACGAAACUCAGGCAAAACAACUGAUGGAGGAGGACAGUAGCCAACAGCAACAAAGUGAGCAACAGCCUGAAAAUGACAGUGGUGAUUCUCCUUCAGUGAGCCAGUCCGGACAAGAGGAGGUCAAAGAGCAGAGCUGCAGAGCAACAGCAGGAGGACCACGACAUGACUCCAAAGAGAACUGUUCGGAGAGGGCGGCCCUCGAAGGCAGCAGCAGCCACAGACGAUUCAGAAACAAGCCAAGUAAACCAUCCACCCGGGCAAGUCGACAGAGCGGUAAAGAGGAGGCCGCAGCUGGCACACGCGGAACGAGGGGCCAGGCGGCAGCGGCGAAGGGGGGCCGUAAACGGGAGGCCAGCCCCCCUGCGGUGCGAACCCGGGGAGGACAGAAAUCAGAGGAGCCCCCUUCCAAGAGAGCUAAACGCUGA